AUGCUAAAUCAAAAACAGAACUAUCAAGCAAGGAACAGGCUGGUUUAUAUCUUAUUGCUGCACAUGUCUUGGGAUGUGGUCCAGAGUCAGCUGCAUUAUAUCAUCCCAGAAGAAUCUAAGCAUGGCACCUUUGUUGGAAGAAUUGCUCAGGAUCUGGGACUGGAUAUAGGUGAGAUCAAUUCCAGAAUGUUACAUAUUAUCUCUAGAGAUGAGAAGGAAUAUUUCCAGGUUAAUCUGCAGAAUGGGAUCUUCUUUGUUAAAGAGACAAUAGACAGAGAAAUAUUGUGUCCAUUUAAACCAUUCUGUAUUAUUCCUCUGCAGGUUAUUGUAGAUAAGCCUGUGCAGAUGUAUCGUGUAGAUGUAGAAAUAGAAGAUAUAAAUGACAAUAGUCCAGUAUUCCCCUCUGCAGUGUUCAGUCUUGUGAUAUCAGAGCUCAGACCUGCAGGAUCUCGAUUUCUUCUACAGGGAGCUAUGGAUCCAGAUAUUGGUAUAAAUUCUGUCACAAAUUAUGAGCUCAGUGCAAAUGACUAUUUUGCUUUAGAUUUUCAAAAAUAUAUGAAUCAGAUAAGAUCUGUGGAACUUGUACUGAAGAAACCCUUAGACAGAGAAAAACAAUCUCUUCACAAUCUCACUCUUAUAGCUUAUGAUGGAGGCAAACCACGACUAAGUGGUACAACUAACAUUGUCAUUACUUUGGAAGAUGUUAAUGAUAAUGCGCCCUCUUUUGAUCAGCCAUUUUACCAAUGUAGCAUCUCUGAGAAUGCAAUUGUAGGGAGUUUAGUCAUCAGAUUGAAUGCAACAGAUUUAGAUCAGGGGAAGAACAGAGAAAUAUUAUAUAAAUUUGGAAAGCAGGUCACAGAAGAAAUUAGCAAUAUUUUUACCUUGAACAAACACACAGGGGAAAUAAGAGUUAAAGGAGGAAUGGACUUUGAAACAGUUACAAUGUAUGAAAUUCAAGUUGAUGCUAUUGAUAAUGGGGAACAUCCUAUGGCUGGACAUUGUAAAGUUUUAGUGACUGUUGUAGAUGUCAAUGAUAACCCACCAGAGAUGACAAUAACAUCCCUUUCUGUUCCUGUUCCUGAGAACUCCCCCCGAGGUACAACUGUUGCAAUAAUCAGUAUCCAUGACAAAGAUUCAGGAUUAAAUGGAAAAGUUAACUGUCACAUUUCAGAGAUUACACCCUUCAAAAUCAACCCUGCAUUUAUGGCAGAUUUUUCUCUCAUUGUGAAUGGACAACUGGACAGAGAGACUAAAUCGCAAUAUACAGUUAUUAUCUCUGCUAAAGACGAAGGAUUUCCACCUCUGUCAGUAUCAACAACUCUUAUAAUUGAUAUAAGUGAUGUAAAUGACAAUGCUCCCCAAUUUCAACAAUCUUAUGAUACAAUAUUUAUCAGGGAAAACAAUGCUCCGGGUUCUCUUGUCUAUACAGUAAAAGCUUUCGACCCAGAUGUUGGCCAAAAUGCCUUCAUCACAUAUUCAGUCCAUGAUAGCACCAUUGAUGGGAUUCCCAUAUCAUCUUACAUCUCCAUUAAUCCGGAAAAUGGGAAGUUAUUUGCUUUAGUAUCAUUUGAUCAUGAACAGAUUACAUAUUUUCAGUGUCAUAUAGCAGCCACUGAUGUCGGCCUACCUCCACUCAGCUCAAAUGUAACGCUUAAUAUUUUUAUUGAAGAUAUUAAUGAUAAUGCGCCAUCAUUUUCUCCACCUUAUGCAACAUCUAUAAUCAAAACUCCAAAGUCUGCACAGUCUGGAUACAUGGUAGCAAAAGUUAGAGCGAUCGAUCCUGAUUCUGGCUACAACGCUUUGAUGACUUAUCAUUUUAGGGAUUUAUUAGGCAAAAUACCAUUUGCCAUUACGCAACACACUGGGGAAAUCAGUUUAAAACGCCAAUUCCUGGACUCAGACAAUGAUGAAUAUAGAUUAGUUGUAGUGGCUCAGGACCAUGGAGAACCAGCUAUGACAGCAGUAGCACAAGUGAUUAUUUCCUUGGUGGACUCUGAAGAGGAAAUGAAGCUUGACAAUCAUGAGUCAAGAAGUAAUACUGAAGAAUUUUCUGAUGCAAAUGUUUAUUUAGUUACGGCAAUCUGCAUUAUUUCAAGUAUAUUUCUUAUUACGUUAAUUGUCUUCACUUUUCUAAAAUGGCAAAAAUACAGGGAUGAGAUCAAUGACCUAAAAGAAAAUUACAAAAUUUGCUCUAACACUGGAGGAAGCUGGAUGUAUUCGCAGCAAACUCAAUAUAGAGUAUGCUCAAACUCUCAAAAAGCAAAGAAUGACUUGAUCAUAUUCCCUGCAAAUUGCUCUCAAAUACCAGGAAGUGGUAAUCAACAAGGAGUCAUCCUGAAUCAGGUGAGGAAAUGA
This is a messenger RNA of Bufo gargarizans (Asiatic toad), 2355 nucleotides long. Its product is annotated as protocadherin alpha-13-like. Gene Ontology annotation, molecular function: calcium ion binding. The transcript has a single exon. Bases 1 to 2355 code for a protein of 784 amino acids. Lineage: Eukaryota; Metazoa; Chordata; Amphibia; Anura; Bufonidae. The record is from RefSeq and is a predicted model, not a curated record. Gene Ontology annotation, biological process: homophilic cell-cell adhesion. Gene Ontology annotation, cellular component: plasma membrane.